Fomitopsis serialis is the source of this 762-nucleotide messenger RNA. RefSeq lists its product as uncharacterized. The record is from RefSeq and is a predicted model, not a curated record. Bases 1 to 762 code for a protein of 253 amino acids. NCBI's taxonomy places the organism in Eukaryota, Fungi, Basidiomycota, Agaricomycetes, Polyporales, Fomitopsidaceae. The transcript has 5 exons.
AUGCGACUCCUUAUUUCCUCGUUGAUCGCCUUGUGUGUUACAGCAUGGGCUGCACCGGUCGUCCAGGGCACGUCCUUUGAGCUCCCACUGGUCCGCGACCUUUCGCGUGCUUCGUCGCAUGGGCCACCGUCACAUGACCUAACAUUGUGGGUCGAUAAGAAGAACUUGAAGUUCAAAGUGCGGAAGAACGAAGAGCAAGGCGAGCACGGCGUCGUGUAUAAAGUCGUCGCAGGCAAAUAUAAGGGCGGGUACGCCAAGGCGUUAAUAUCUGAACAAGAGAUCCAGGCGACUGCCGCCGUCGGUGCUCUGUGGUUGAAGGGUUCGGACCACCAUAACGAUAAGUGGAUCAUCGUGAAGCCAUCGCCAGGCAAACGGUUCAACCAAACGUCCGCGUACGCGCACGUGCGACACAACCCGCAGCAAUGCUGGGAGCUGCUAGAACACGCCAUCGACGUCGCGACGAACACAAUCCUACACACUUACCGCAACACUCACUGGCUUCACCAACACCCCACUCUGUCGAACGUCCUCUUCAACGAUCAGGCCUCCCGAGCAUAUCUUAUCGACUGGGGAUGCGCGUCGAAACCGCCUCACGUGCACAUCCCCGAUGUCAGAGCACACGGUGCAUACACGAUGUCGCAAUCCGGUCACAGUCUUUGCGGCGCGCGGCCUGCGACGGCGCAUCCUCCCGUAAUGCACGCCCCCACGUACCACUGUCCUGCGCCGGCACACGGCGCGGUCGCUCUCCAACCAUGGCAUUGA